AUGAUGGAAGAAGCCCAAUACGAUGUUCCCUGGGAAUUCAAACUCCGCAAUAGCCUGAACGCCUUGAAGGCGCGACCUCAAUCCGCGGGACCCGAGCCGGGGCCCUCUCAUUUCUCCGAUCUCAUCGCUUCCCAUCAUCGCGACACUUCGACGGGCUCUUUUUCCUCCGCCAAAGCUGUGCCCAACUCCUCGCCGGUUCGCGUAAAAUUCAUCAACACCCCUUCUCCACCCGCCAAUGAACGAGGCCAACGGCAAGCCAGUGUUCAACGACGACAGCACGAAUAUUAUCCGAGGGUCAACAUUGGGGGUAAGUGGAACAUAAAUGGUGUAACCGUUGUGUUUGAGGGUUAGCUUGUGUUGAAAACGUCUAUACAAUGGAGCCUCCGUAUAACGAGCGGCAAGGUAAGGGGAAAUCGGAGAGGUCGUUGUGGAGGGGGCUCGUUGUAUAGAAGUUUUUUUCAAAGCCCCAAAUUAGAUUUUGGAAAAGGAAUUGAAAAUUUUUUUAGUAAUUAAACAUUAAUAUUCAAAUUUUUCAGUAGAUCAAAGUACUGACACUCAAUUCCAUCACAAACCGCACAAAAGUACGCCGAUUCUAUUUUCGGAAACGCCUCAGGCAGAACGAAGACAUCGCUCAAAGUUCGACGAAAAAGCAAUGAUUCACGAAAAUAUGGACCGCGUUGAAGCCGAGAAAAUACUUUCUAAUGGUACGUUUUGUCAUUUAAUUAGUGUUUAGAACAUCUACAAUACUUGUUAAAUUCUAAAAUAGACAUUUUUAUAAAUUUUGACACAAAAUAAGGUCCAUUCUCACCUAAAACAAUGUAAUUCCAGGUCAAGUCGGUGAUUAUCUUCUCCGCCAACGCCCUGAAGGCAACUUGGCCAUGUCCUUGAGAGGCCAGAAGGCCGUCUUGCACAUCAAAUUGGAGCAGCGCAAUGGAAAAUGGAUUCUGGGAGAAGGUCCCGAGUUCAGAUCUUUAGGGUCCGUCCUCCGAUGCUAUCGAAAUUCGGAGCUUCCGAUUAAAAACGCGGAAAAUGUGCGGCUAAGAGAGCCCGUAAGGACCGAUGAAAUCCACAUUGUCACUCAAAAAUUGUAA
Messenger RNA from Bursaphelenchus xylophilus (pine wood nematode), 1091 nucleotides. The record is from the annotation of a GenBank genome assembly. Lineage: Eukaryota; Metazoa; Nematoda; Chromadorea; Rhabditida; Aphelenchoididae.